AUGGAAAGUGGACCAUUUCUUGGGUUCGAGGCCCACCCCCUACCCAAGCGCCGAUGGCCGUUCCUCAUGAAAUACACUCUAGUCGUUGUCACCGUUUUCGUCGUCAGUAACCUUUUUUUCUUAACAAUCCCGGGUUCUUGGUCGACAUACUCUGAUACUGUUCGGACGCAUACCUCAAGAUCAGCGCAAAAGAUUCUUGAACAUGACAACUUGCACGACGUGUACAACGAUACCCUCGGGUUUGGGAAGAUCUUUGUCGUCUCCCUUGCCGAACGGACAGACAAGCAGGAUGCGAUCAGCAUGCAGGCCCGUAUGACCAACAUCUCGUUUGACUUCAUCGAAGGUGCCGUCGGCUCCCAGGUUUCUCAGAAAGCCCAGCCGCACACCAUGAACCGCACUGUUCCUGAAGUUGGCUGUUGGCGUUCGCAUCUGAAUGCCAUGCAGCAAAUGGUGCGGAAACGCGUAAGGUCAGCUCUCAUCUUCGAGGACGACGCCGACUGGGAUGUCGGCAUCAAACAUCAAAUGCUGCAAGUCGCGCGGGGGUCCCGCUGGCUUCUGGGCAACAGGAAGGAAGCGAUCCCACACUCACCUUACGGCGAUGGCUGGGACGUGCUCUGGAUCGGCCAUUGCUCCGCAGAGCCAUCGAAUUCUCGCAGAUGGGUCAUCCCUAAAGAUCCUACCGUGGUACCUCCCGGCAAUCGCAGCUACUGGUUCAAGCCCGACAUGGAGCGGUGGGAAUCUGCACCGGAGCAAGACACCCAGACUCGCCUUCUCUUCGACGUCGGACUGGGCUCGUGUAGCGCUGCCUGGGCCGUCUCUUUGGCCGGUGCGGAAAAGAUUCUCUAUGAGCUGAGUAUGAGCCCAUUCAACGACGCGAUCGACAUGGGCGUGGCUCAGAUGUGCUUCCAGAAGACGUGGAACAUGCGUUGCAUUGCGCCAUACCCGACAAUCGUGGGUGUAUCCAAGCCCGCUGGGAGCGUCGACCGGGGCAGUGAUAUCAGAGAGGACGAAAACAUGGACGGAACGGCCAUUCGACCGACCGCAGAAUCUGAAAGACUAGUCUUCUCUACUCGUCAGAACAUUCCAAGAUUUCUGGCCAAGGAAGGCACCUUUGAGAGUUUGUUUCCAGAUGUUACCGGUCAGUUCAUGUCCAUGGAAGAUAUCGGUAGCGCCGUCGGACACGGCGAAUUGACCGAAUUGAGGCCGCCAGCUUGA
This is a messenger RNA of Exophiala spinifera, 1215 nucleotides long. RefSeq lists its product as uncharacterized. Bases 1 to 1215 code for a protein of 404 amino acids. The transcript has a single exon. Lineage: Eukaryota; Fungi; Ascomycota; Eurotiomycetes; Chaetothyriales; Herpotrichiellaceae. The record is from RefSeq and is a predicted model, not a curated record.